GGCACUACUUCCUGAGUUUAGGGAAGGGGCUUGGUCCCGUGCCUGCGCCCCGCCGCCGCGACCGCGCAUCAAAAUUAGCAUCGAUGAAGUUUGUGCGAACAUGGCGGAUUUCCUGCCGACCAGGUCCGUGUUAAAAGUAUGUCUACCCGUCUGCCUGUUGAACAACGGCGAGGUGGAACAGCUGAGAAAGUCCAAAGAGAUCGACCGAUGUCUCUCCCGGGACAAAACCUACGUGAAGCGGCUUGUGAAGAUCCUGCUGCUCGGCGCCGGAGAGAGUGGCAAGUCGACUUUCCUCAAACAAAUGCGGAUCAUCCACGGCCAGGACUUCGACCAGCAAGCCCGAGAAGACUUCAGAUCUACAAUAUACAGCAACGUUAUUAAAGGUAUACGUGUGCUGGUGGACGCCCGGGAGAAGCUGCACAUCCCGUGGGGUAACGCAGACAACCAGCAGUAUGGGGACAAGUUGAUGGCGUUCGACACUCGAUCAGCCAAGAUGGCCAGCGGACAGCUCGAGACGUCCGUCUUCUUGGAUUACAUACCCGCCAUCAAAGCUCUGUGGGUGGACUCGGGUAUACAAAACGCCUACGACCGUCGCAGAGAAUUUCAGCUGGGUGAGUCUGUGAAGUAUUUCUUGGAUAAUCUGGAUAAGCUUGGUGACCCGAAUUACCUUCCGACCCAACAAGACAUCCUGCUGGCCCGCAGACCCACCAAGGGGAUCCACGAGUAUGACUUUGAAAUUAAGAACGUGCCCUUCAAGAUGGUGGACGUGGGAGGGCAGCGGUCAGAGCGGAGGCGCUGGUUUGAAUGUUUCGACUCUGUCACCUCCAUCCUCUUCCUCGUCUCCUCCUCCGAAUACGACCAGGUGUUGAUGGAGGACCGGCAAACCAACCGACUCCGCGAAUCGCUCAACAUCUUCGAGACCAUCGUCAACAACCGCGUCUUCGUCAACGUUUCAAUCAUCCUCUUCCUCAACAAGACGGACCUGCUGGAGGAGAAGGUGAAGAGCGUUCCUAUAAAGGAGUACUUUCCUGAGUACAACGGCCCCGAGCACAGCCUGGCGGACAUCCAGGCGUUCAUGGUGGAGUGCUUCCGGACCAAGAGACGCGACGCCACCCAGAAACCCCUCUACCACCACUUCACCACGGCCAUCAACACGGAGAACAUCCGUCUGGUGUUCCGGGACGUCAAGGACACCAUUCUCCACGACAACCUCAAGCAGCUCAUGCUUCAAUGACCCCUGUCAACCUGUGAAAGUAAUAAGAGGACCUGAAAUGGGGACAAAACCACCCCCCUAGCUCCUGGAGAAAAAAAACCAGGACUCGGGAAAGACCAGCCUCAGAAGAAUCCGAUUCAGCGUUCGUUUUCUUCAGCCGUUUUUUUGGUAGUUUUUUUUUUUUUUUUUUUUUUUACUCUCCUCUUUUGAAGAGUUGGCCUUCUUGUUAGUCCGGGGUUUUUUGGUAGGGGAACAAGUCAGUAGGGCAGAGGUGGUGGUUUUUGGGUGUCGAACAAGAUCUGAACCCGCUGCUUCGUCUCGAGACUCUGUCCUCUGGCCUGAGAGCCUUCCAGCAAAAGACUCGCUGAGGCUUUUUUCGACUAGCAAGGUGCCGGUGCCUGGUUGAGGAAAACCAGCAAAACAUUUCACAAACCGGGGGUAUGGUUUCUUCAAACAGAUAUUCAACCUACCAAGCUAUAACCAUGGUGAAAUAAAUACUUUGUUAACAAGUUUAGCAAAGUUUUUUAAAAUGGUCAAAAUGCACAAAGACCAUCACAUGUCUGUUCUCAGAGUUUAAUUUGCCAGUUUUAUGUCCUAGCACUGAAUUCAUUAAGUCCAAAUUCACUCCAUUAUUUAUGUUGCUAUUUUUGUGAAUCCCUGUAGUUUUAGUCUUUAAUUGUCAAUGAUCUGGAGACUACACAUUUGUUGUUUUUUUGGGGGGGGGUUUCUUUCAGAUUCUCCUUCUCUCAUUCCCCCAAUUGUUUCCAUUUCUUGGUUCGAGAUCAGCAGGUUUUUAGGUUUCAGGUUUCAGCACAGAGCCUUUUUUCAUUGCAGGAACAAGGACCAGCUCAAAUACAACGGUGAGAAAAUUGAAUAUGCACAGAACCAGUUAAGAGAUGUUUUGUUUAGUUUUUUUUUAUGUGUACAUCGUCUCCAGCACUGGCACCUUGUCUGUGGGGGAAAAAACUGCGAGAAUUAACCUUACAAUGCCUUUCCACACAAUGUCUUAAAUAUAUAUAUAUAUAUAUAUAGAGAGAGAGAGAGAGAGAGACCUUAAAAAUUACUGUUUAAAUCCUGUGUGCUUGUGCCAAAGGGGUCUCUAGAUAAUUUAAACUCAAUCUUACCUUCCUCAAAUAUGUUUCCCAAGCAUUUUUAAAAAAAAUCAGUCGUAAAGACGGUUAAAUUACUUCUUUUUUUUUUCCUUUAAUUUUUUUGGCACAUUUGGCAGGUGUGCCAACAAGUGAACAUGCAGUCCACUGUUUUCUCAGGGUUGAAUAAAAAAAAACGGCAUUCGUGAUGAUGUCAUCGUUUAAUCGUUAUCUGGGUGGCAGAGCGGCAGCGAGCGUCAGCCAGGCCUCAGUACAGUUAGCUGGGAGGGCAGGGAGGGGUGUGAUUGGUACUGUAUCCUCCUGGUUUUGACCCCUGAUCGUUGGCCCAGACCUCCUCCUCCUCCUCCUCCUCCUCCUCCCCUCUUCAUCUCUGAUUAGAUGCCUUGUAAAGGGACGAACCUCCCUCCCUCUCUCCCGUGUGCCUGAAUGAUGAGUGUCUGAUAAAUGUGCAGAGAUCUGCUCUACGUGCGUCUGACUAAUACUGUAACUAAACACUGUUACGGUAAGAUGCCCCACCCCACCCCCCGUCAUGUGAGAUUAUCUGUAUUGGCACUGAGUUAUGACUCCAGUCCUGGCAAACCCCCUUUUUUUAAGGAUUUCCCUUUUUAAAAUAUGUGCCUGAAUUUGUAGGGGGGGAAAAAUGGACAGUAAAAAAAAAAAAAAAAAAGCUACUGGAGUUGAAAAACUUUUGUAAGCGACUGUAUUCUGUAGGAAGCCAAAUCUUUGUUAGAGGACAACUUCCAGGCACUGUUAUAAAAUAUCUGCUUCUCUGCCAAAUCACCCCUAUGCUUUUUUUUCUUAGGAAUUUUCAUUCUCACAAAAAAAAAAUCGUGCUCCUGUAAGAGCUUUAGUCCGCUUCCAGUCCUGUCUUUGUACAUACUGUAAUCUGUUUGCCAUGUAAAUAAUAUCCAGGUUUAUCUCCGUAUAUGUAAAUGGUUGUAGAAAUGGCGUUUUUUUGUUUUGUUUUUCCCCCCGUUCUGAAUGUGUUCCAAAAUCACUGCUUUUUCCAAUGAAGAUUACCAUUUUAUGUAGAUGUAUUUUUGUGUAAUUUUUCCUUCAUUCACCUUGAAAAUUCAUUCCUGUGUUCAUUUUCAUGCCACUCUAACCUUAUCAAUAAAAUACACUUUUCUA
Molecule: messenger RNA, 3453 nt
Organism: Scomber japonicus (chub mackerel)
Lineage: Eukaryota; Metazoa; Chordata; Actinopteri; Scombriformes; Scombridae
Product: guanine nucleotide-binding protein subunit alpha-13-like
Exons: 5
Coding region: 101-1234 (377 amino acids)
Biological process (GO): Rho protein signal transduction; adenylate cyclase-activating G protein-coupled receptor signaling pathway
Cellular component (GO): brush border membrane; heterotrimeric G-protein complex
Molecular function (GO): D5 dopamine receptor binding; GTPase activity; guanyl nucleotide binding
Source: RefSeq, a predicted model, not a curated record